UUGGGUGGCUAUGAAGCAGCAGCCUACUUCCUUUUUUCUUUGGUUUACCUGAUCACGCGCUCAGUAGCUGUAUCACUAAUUGCGUCUCAAGUAAACACAGCAUCUACCGUCCCCGCUCCUGUUCUAUAUGAUGUACCAUCACCAGUGUAUUGCAUAGAGGUGCAGAGAUUUUUAGAUCAGGUUCAUGGUAAUAAAGUUGCUUUAAGUGGACUCCAAUUCUUCAGUGUUACUCGAAGUUUACUAUUAACUGUCGCUGGAACCAUAGUCACAUACGAACUUGUGAUGUUCCAGUUCAAUUCAUCUCAAGAGCCAACCGUUAGCAAUAACGCCAUAACUACCGUUGCUCCAACGAAUUGA
Messenger RNA from Parnassius mnemosyne (clouded apollo), 357 nucleotides. NCBI's taxonomy places the organism in Eukaryota, Metazoa, Arthropoda, Insecta, Lepidoptera, Papilionidae. The record is from the annotation of a GenBank genome assembly.